GAGGGGUUGUGAGGUGUUCAAGAUGGCGGCGCCCUGUGGAGUGCAGUUGCUUUAACAGUGGUGCCUGGAGACCUUUUUGACGAGCACCCCAGGGAACCCUCCAGGCUGGACUGGACACGGGUCGCUGUGAGAGUGACGUCUGAGAGCCCUUCCCCUCUCCCUUGUCUGUUUCAGAGACGCUCGCCUCUGAAUCAUCCUGAGCUGUCUGUACCAUCAUGUCAAGGGAACAGCUGAACGUGGGGGACCUGCUCCCUCUACUGGAGACCUCUGACCUCCGCCAGUUGGAUGAGAUCAAGGGCCUUAUCAAUGAACACCUCAAUACAGAUCGGGGGUCCAUGCUGCUGAAUGGUUUGGUGGAUUAUUUCCUGGAGACCAACUCCCCCCAGGCCGUGCAUAUCCUGUCCUCAGUGAGGGAGCCGCACGAUAAGCAACUUUUUGAUAAAAUGAAUGAAUGCAUGGCUAAAGCCCCCUGUCGCCUACCCACUCUCACUCUACUGGGGCACGUUGUCCGUAAACAGCCAUCUUGGAUCCACAAGAUUGUUCGCUAUCCGCUGUUGCUCUCUCUCCUCAAAUGCCUCAAGACAGACACAGAUGUCGUCGUUUUGAUAACUGGAGUCCUGGUGCUCAUUACUCUGUUACCCAUUAUCCCCCAAGCUGGCAAGCAGCAUCUCUAUGAGUUCUUUGACAUAUUUGGUCGUCUGGCCUCCUGGAACCUGAGAAACCAGGGUCACGUACCAGAGGUUUAUCUUAUCCACCUCCAUGCCAGCGUCUAUUCACUGUUCCAUCGGCUCUAUGGUAUGUAUCCCUGCAACUUUGUGUCCUACCUGCGCUCCCACUACAGCAUGAAGGAGAACAUGGACACCUUCGAGGAGGUGGUCAAGCCAAUGCUUGAGCAUGUCAGAAUACAUCCAGAGUUAGUGACUGGAACGAAGGACCAUGAGCUUGAUCCCAGCAGGUGGAAGAGAUUUGAGAUCCAUGACAUUGUUAUUGAGUGUGCCAAAGUCUCUCUGGACCCAAAGGAGGCAUCCUGUGAAGAGGGCUAUGCCACCAUGCCUGAGCAUUUUUGUGCCCAUUUACAGCAACGCCCGGCUGAUUGCACUGCCAGCCCUUACGGGGACUUCCACAGCAGCUAUGGAAGUUCUUCCUCGACUAAUUUCUCCACCCCUCGUCAGCCUGUCGUCCCUCCCUUGGCCCUGCCCUCUUUCUCAGGGACUCAGCCCCCCUACCGCAGCCCCAUUGGAACCCGCCAGAAUUCCAGCUGUGAAGUUAAUGCCACAUAUGGUGUUAAGGAUUCUCUCUGGAGCCCCUCCUCCCAGUGUGGCAUGGUCACGCCCCCUUCCUCGCAUGGGAUGUCACCGAAUCCCGAACUGUCCCAGAGUGCUUCACACCUACCCAGUCGCCUCUACAGCACACCUGCAGGCAGUAAGGGCACCCCGUCCUCCAGUACCCCCGCGGCCUCCUCACCUCCUCCCAGCCUCUCGGAUGAGUUUCCCCCUGUGUCCCUGCCACGCAGGACCUCCAGCCCGCCAUGCAAGGAUGGUAGACCUUUGGACCACACCAAACCUGCCUUGGUCAGGCAGGAGCCAAUCAGAGAACUUGAGAAAAUUGGGCCUGAAACAAUCAAUCACAGAGAUGGCAGAAGUGACAACAUGCCCAUGACGUUGACUGAGCUCUCUGUCUUCAUGAAGGAACAAGAGCAAAUGAGAAUCGUUAAGGAGCGGGAGGACGCUGCCAUUACAGAAGAGCUUCUAAAGCUGACUGAGGACAAACAGGAUUUAGUUGGUCUUCGUGGCUUUGACUCACCAUUCUUCAGCACCACGGAGACCCUGACUGGAGCCCGGGAGAAUCUCUUACCCUCUUUUUCCCACAUUGGCUUGAUGAGAGACCCUCGCAAUGCCAUCUCCAUGCCUGACAAGGCUGACACCACACCCAGGGACAGAGGCAAAGUCAGCAGAGGCACAUCCCAGGAGCAUCCCUGGACCUUUCAACCAGUGUUUACACCCAUUGAGCACUCAACACACAGCCAUCUCAAUCGAAGCCCCUCUGCACCCGAUGACGAGGCCCAAAAAUACGGCUUGUGGUCCCCUAGCCCAUGCAAACCACCACCCCUGCCGUACGAGGCUCUGUUUGACAUGGCCCUGCCCAGAGUGGCCUCCCUGUUUGUUGGAAGGAAGACCUUAGAAAUUGUGAGGUUUCAGAGAGGUGACGUGGGCAAGCAAAUGGAGGGAGAUGGUGUAGAGGGGGUCGGGUCUGCCUCCCCAUUGGAGGUGCUGGAUCGCCUCGUGCAGCAGGGCGGUGAUGCCCAUGAUAAAGUGCUUAAGAGAUUACCCCUGCCAAGCAAGUCAGCUGAUUGGACACACUUUGGAGGUUCUGCUCCCUUGGAUGAGCUGCACACACUGCGCAGUCAACUGCUGCUGCUGCACAACCAGCUCCUGUACGAGCGCUAUAAGCGAGAGCAGCAUGCCGUCCGUAACCGCCGUCUGCUUCGCCGCAUCAUCAAUGCCACCGCACUCGAUGAGCAGAAUAACGCUAUGAAAGCCCAGCUGAACCUGCAGAAUGUGGAUGUCAUGUCUCUGAGAGAGAGCCUGCAGGUGGAGCAGCAGAGAUACAGGCAGCUCUGGGAUGACAGAGAGACUGUAGUUACACGCCUGCAUAGCCAGAUACGCCAACUACAGCAGGCCAGAGAUGACUACUACACCAAAAACCAGGAGCUACAGAGUAAGCUACAAGAAUACCAGAAGCAAAUAGGCGAGAUGGAGGCAGAGCUUCAGAGGUCAAACAACAAGGUGUGCCACACAGGACACCUGCUGAACCAGCUCAAUGCCAAAUUAUCCUCAAGUGAAAGUAUUCAGCAGCAGUUAAGUUUUCUGAAUAAACAGUUGUUGCUUAUGGGAGAAGCUCAUAAACUGUGUGUUCAAGAGCUGCAGCAGACUGGACCAGACACUAGCAAGGAGGUGCAGAUGCUGCAAACAUCUUGGGGGAAGGAGACGGAACGUCUGAAGCAGAGUUUGUUAUUCCAGAACCAAAAGUUGGAUGCUGCUCAGCAGAGAGUGGCAGAGUUGGAGUCACAACUCUCCAAGAAAGAGCACCUGAUCGUUGAACAAAAGAAGUUCCUAGAAGAUGUCAAGGCCCAAGCCAAAGGGGAACUGCAGGCCUCUGAGAUCAGGUAUCAGGCCCAGCGGCAUAUAACUCUUGCACUGCAGACUGAGUUGUUGCAACUGUACAGCAGACUGGAAACAGAAGGCUCCUCUGUCACUGCUUCAGCCUCACCAGCAGAGGGUGCCACUGAUCCCCGCAGUUCUGCAGAGUCUAGUGUCAUCGUGGUGGACCGGCCAGUGAAAACAUCCACCAAAGAGGAUGGCAAAUCAACUAAGUCUCCACACGGCAACGGCUGCACUUUAUCAACAGGGUGCCCGAAGACCAGCCUGUCCUUGGCCACCUCUGUAAACGGCAAUCGAAACCCCCCACCUGUCCUAGUGGAACCGCCCCCACUCCGUCCUCAUUCCCUUCUGGGGCCCCCGGGACCUCUGGUCCACACUGACACCCCCCUCACUGUAGGCUCUUACCCCAGCGCCAAGAGCUUUCUUGGCAUGCGAGCGCGAGAGCUGUUCCGCAACAAAAGUGAGAGCCAGUGCGAUGAGGACGAAGACCCUCCUCCACGUCUCACUGGCCUAUCACAGGGCCUGAAGACUGAGCUCUGUGUGGAGCUGGCAGCAAAGAGUACACCCAGUGCUACCAGCUCCAGCUCUGCGCAGAGCUUCACGCUCACCACAUCUGCUAAAGAAGCUCAGCCUGAUGCUCAGAGAGCUAAUUACCGAGAUACAUUCGGCUCAAGAUGCCCAGUGCGACCCAGACAGCAACCGUUAAGAAUCAUAGACUAUAAUGAAGGUCACCAGGAGCACAGCUAAAGUUAUGGAAAACAUUGAAAGAGAGACAGGAGAGAAAGUAGAGGAAAUCUAAAUCAGACUUGGUGUGUGGGGAGAUGCGAAAAUUUAGAUACUAGAGUGUAAGGCAAGACUCCUAAUUCUCAGUGUUAUCUGUCUCAUUUCCACAAUCAGACAACAGGAUUUGGAGCCACUAAAUCAGCAAAACUGGAAAAGUGGAAAGCAUGGACUAAAAUCAUUCAUAAAAAUAUUUCGAAGUAAAUUAUCAUAUUCAAUUUUAUUUAACAAUUGACAUAGGAUUCAUGAAUAAUUUUUACUAAUUCGAUCUGCUCAUGUUUUGUGAAUAAGGCCCUAUGUCUUUUAGCGAGCCCAAUUUAUUUGCCAUCAUAAUUGUCACUUUUACAUCUUUUAUUGUUGUUUUGCUAAUUUAUCAGCACCCUUUAAAAGAACCAAGUUACUGUUGCAGCACAUGGAAGCUUUGAGUUUAGUCUAUUAGAUGCAAUAUUAUUAAUUCAGUUGUAGUGAAAAUACAGCGCUUACACCUUCCCAACUCAUCCGCACAGAGCUGAAUGUUUGUUUGGAAACCAGUUGGUGGAUCUUUCUUUUUGUGCCAUGCAGGAGUCUUUUAUAAACCAUCACAUCAGGUUUUACCAUGAGACAUGCCAAGUGAAGUGCAUUUUUAUUUGCUGAAAUCAUGUGUUUAUUUACAGUGUUAUUGUGUGUAUGUAUGUACGAUGUCUGUUUGUGUGUAUGAUGUAUAUGAGAGCCCACCAGUGGUAUGAAAGUGAUGGCUUGUAUCCCAGACUCGGGCUAAGACUAAUUCUGGGUUAAACUGCAGUUUAUAUUCAUCAUGGAAAACCUCUUUUAGUCAUGGAAUCGACUUAAACUGGGUCUGGGAAGUGGACUCUAAAUGUUACAGCUACUGUAAGAGGAUGGUCCGUCGUGUUUUUAGGAGCUUUUUAUAUGAAUAGUAUUUUUUAAUUAUUUAUUUUUUGCCCUAUAUUGCUUUUGCAUGACAAACAGAAUUUUAAGUUGAUUUUGGGAGAGUAUUACCAGCCACUCACCAAAUUUGGCCAUAAAAGUGGUCUUAUCAUUGGCCAUAACCAUGGCUGGGUUUAAGGGGUCUGCUUUGCCCCCCUAGAUUUUCCUUGUGCAAAUCCCCCCUUCUCCGCACCCCCAGUCGGACAGCAAAACGACCAAGUGGGACUAUAUUGCCCCCCCAAAGAACACAACCUAGUACUGCCCCUGGCCGCAACUACAGACAAACUUCAUUCCGAUCUAUCUAGCCACCAAUCGAGUGGUCAGCUUUUCAAAGCGUACACUUUUGACAGCGAGACCUUACUGACGCAUUUGACGCAUGCUUGACAGACACUACAACUGCUUUGUGAUACUCUUUAGCACAGUUAUUGACAGGCGCAUUUACAGAUGCAGACUGUGAAAACAGCACUGCACACAGACAGUACACGCAUGCUUAGCUGAUGAUGAAACUGGCGGCACGCGCUCUGUGCACGAGACAUAGCUGUACGCGAAGUACACUUUGGCCGUAAGAAUUUUAUCCUUCUAUAAUCCCUUUGGAGAUAUUGUAAGUGAAAUCUACAUGUUGACCAUCAUCAAACCUUAUCCUAACAGUCACUUUUCAAAUAACAGUCAAACAUGAGUCAGUUCUGUUUGACAAUACCAAUCUUCAGUCUGAAGGUCAAUAUCAUAAUACAUACUCCCUUAGAGCUCUGCAGUAUAAGAUCCACCAAAACUGUAGACAUGAACUGGAUAAGAAACUUUUCUUAACCUUGUUUGUGUUUGUUCUGCCACAUCCUGGCACUGGUGUGGUUUUUGAUGACUUACCAGCUUUGGUAACCUGUCUGUAACCGUCUCACUUCAACACACUGCAUUUGUUUUGAAUAUUAUUACUAAUUUUACACUUUGAGUGCCAAAUACAAUAUUCUUUAUAUGUUCUGGUUUUGUUGUAUUACUCACGCCCAUCUAUUCUUAUAUUUAUUUCCAUAGAGGGGUAUCUACGAGACAAAAGUUCUUUAUCAGUUGGCUUGUUUGAUCAGAAAGGUCUGAGCUGAAAGUGGGUGGACUGUAGUGAUGAUAACUGUAUAACACCAAAUAGAGUGUAAAAUGACACAGAAUCUCCACAAGAUAGUCAAGUUGACAGUCAAAGACAUCAUUUAUGAAUUGUAACCAAAUCCUGUUGUCUCCUUGAAGUCUCUGCUGUUCCUUCUGCCUUGCUAUCUAGAGCAUGUACACAACAAUCCUCUUUUAAUGCCAACAACAGGAACUAUGUCUUAACAAGACACAAGGUACAAUCAGUUUGAAAUUAAAGGAACGUAUGAAUCUGAGCUCCAUCUCUGGAGAUGAAAGGUUGGGGGAGGAAAGGCAAGGUUGGUUAGAAAAGGUUCUUAAAGCAGUUGCUUGUGUUAACUGUGAAUGACAAAAAUAAACAGUCUUCAAUGUUUUGCACUACAGAUUGGGGCUUGUUUGGAUUAUUUUUCUUGGCACUUAAGUCACACAAAAAAAUUAUGAAAAUUGCAUUAGACAUUACUAUCAAAGUGGCAUCUGCACAACAAUUGUGUAAGCCCUAAUGCUGUAAUUACUGGAAUUAACUUAAUUUAGCACAGCUUGAAAUGUCAAGUAUCUAAAAUCAUAAAAAAAAAAAGAAACAUCCUCACUUUCAACUGCUUUUAUUUUCAGCAAACUUACCAUGUGUAAACAUUUGUAUGAACAUAAAGAUUCAACAACUAAGACAAACUGAACAAGUUUCAUAGACAUGUGAUGAACAGAAAUGGAUUAAUAUGUCCCUGGGGUUGGGGAGUCAAAAUCAAAAGUAACAGUCAGUAUCACUAGUGGCCACCAGCUGCAUUAAGUACUGCAGUGCAUUUCCUCCUCAUUGGACUGCACCAGAUUUGGCAGUUCUUGCUGUGAGAUGUUACCCCACUCUUCCACCAAGGCACUUGCAAGUUCCCGGAUAUUUCUGGGGGGAAUGACCCUAGCCCUCACCCUCUGAUCAAACAGGUGCCAGACGUGUACAAUGGGAUUGAGAUCCGGGCUCGUCGCUGACCAUGGCAGAACCCUGACAUUCCUGUCUUGCAGGAAAUCACGCACAGUUCGAGCAGUAUAGCUGGUGGCAUUGUCAUGCUGGCGGAUCAUGUCAGGAUGAGCCUGCAUGAAGGGUACCACAUGAGGGAGUAGAAUGUCUUCCCUGUAACGCACUGAGCUGAGACAACAAGCUCAGUGCGAUGAUGCUUUGACACACCGCCCCAGACCAUGACGGACCCUCCUUCUCGAUCCCGCUCCAGAGUACAGGCCUCGGUGUAAAGCUCAUGCCUUCGAUGAUAAACGCGAGUCCGAACAUCACCCCUGGUGAGACAAAACUGCAUCUCGUCAGUGAAGAGCACUUUUUUGCCAGUCCUGUCUGGUCCAGCGAAGGUGGGUUUGUGCCCAUAGGCGACAUUUUUGCCAGUGAUGUCUGGAAAGGACCUGCCUUACAACAGGCCUACAAGCCCUCAGUCCAGCCUAUUGCGGACAGUCUGAGCACUGAUGGAGGGAUUGUGCAUUCCUGGUGUAACUCGGGCAUUUGUCGUUGCCAUCCUGUACCUGUCCCGCAGGUGUGAUAUUCGGAUGUACCGAUCCUGUGCAGGUGUUGUUACACAUGGUCUGCCACUGCAAGGAUGAUCACCUGUCCUUCCUGUCUCCCUGUAGUGCUGUCUUAGGCGUCUCACAGUACGGACAUUGCAAUUUAUUGCCCUGGCCACAUCUGCAGUCCUCAUGCCUCCACGCAGCAUGCCUAUGGCACGAUCACGCAGAUGAGAAGGGACCCUGAGUAUCUUUCUUUUGGUGUUUUUCAGAGUCAGUAGAAAGGUCUCUCUAGUGUCCUAAGUUUUUAUAACUGUGACCUUAAUUGCCUACCGUAUGUAAGCUGUUAGUGUCUUAACGACCAUUCCACAGGUGCAUGUUCAUUUAAUUGUUUAUGGUUCAUUGAACAAGCAUGGAAAACAUUGU
Molecule: messenger RNA, 7886 nt
Organism: Xyrauchen texanus (razorback sucker)
Lineage: Eukaryota; Metazoa; Chordata; Actinopteri; Cypriniformes; Catostomidae
Product: hamartin-like
Biological process (GO): regulation of cell cycle; negative regulation of TOR signaling; negative regulation of cell population proliferation
Cellular component (GO): TSC1-TSC2 complex
Source: RefSeq, a predicted model, not a curated record